CUUACAAUUUGCCUUUAAAAACAUCACUUAUAGCCUUCCCAUUCAACAUCAAUCAAAGCAUAUAGCCAUGGCUUCCAACAAACUCUCUGCCAUCAUUUUAGUUCUUUCUCUGCUUGCUUACUCAACAUUCACUGAGGCUUGUGGCUCAUGCAAACCCACACCUACCCCAAGUUCACCAUCACCCACACCUAAGCCAACACCACCUACACCAAAGCCUUGUCCUCCUCCAGCACCAGCACAACAACACUGUCCCAAAGACACAUUAAAGCUAGGGGUUUGUGCUGAUCUAUUAGGGCUUGUUAACGUUAUUGUUGGAACUCCUCCUUCAAGCAAGUGUUGUGCAUUGAUCAUGGGUUUGGCAGAUUUGGAAGCCGCACUUUGCCUUUGCACUGCUAUUAAGGCUAAUGUUCUUGGAAUCAAUUUGAAUAUACCUGUCACGCUCAGUUUGAUCCUUAGUGCUUGUGAAAAAACAGUUCCUCCAGGUUUCCAAUGUGCCUAGCUAGGUUCAUUCGAAUUAGGUUAUGUCUCAUUUAAUUUGUCGUAAGAGAAAUGUUUAAAUAUGCACUAGAAUCAUUGGAUUGAUGAUUCAGUGCCUGUCUAAGAAUUUCUUUGGCAAUAGUUGCUUUUCUGUUAUUGUGUUUUUCAUAUAUUAAUGUUGUUCUUUUUCUUCGUUUUAUGGAAAUUAUUGUCGUUUUGAUGGCGA
Gastrolobium bilobum is the source of this 703-nucleotide messenger RNA. Its product is annotated as 14 kDa proline-rich protein DC2.15-like. NCBI's taxonomy places the organism in Eukaryota, Viridiplantae, Streptophyta, Magnoliopsida, Fabales, Fabaceae. Bases 68 to 499 code for a protein of 143 amino acids. The transcript has a single exon. The record is from RefSeq and is a predicted model, not a curated record.